Adineta ricciae is the source of this 1380-nucleotide messenger RNA. The record is from the annotation of a GenBank genome assembly. NCBI's taxonomy places the organism in Eukaryota, Metazoa, Rotifera, Eurotatoria, Adinetida, Adinetidae.
AUGCCGGAGAGUCUCGAGCAUAUUGACAAAAAUGCAUCGAAAGAGCAGAAAUACAAACAGGUUCUUACUGAAAUCAAGAGCUUAGUUCAAUAUGAAAAGGAUUUGAUUGCAAAUCUUGCGAACAUCAGCGCAGUACUCAAAGAAAUCUUCGCAUUUUGGUGGGUCGGAUUUUAUCUAGUUAAAGAUAAUCAAUUGGUCCUUGGCCCAUUUCAAGGUCCAUUAGCAUGUACAAGGAUUCAAUUGAACAAAGGUGUUUGCGGCACGAGCUGGGCUCAACGACAGACUAUUUUAGUGCCGAAUGUUCAUCAAUUCCCAGGCCAUAUUGCUUGCUCGUCAGCUUCCUUGUCGGAAAUUGUUGUCCCAAUUAUUCGCCGAACAUCGUCGAACGAUGAACAAGGACAAGUGUUAGGUGUACUGGAUGUUGACAGUGAAUUUGAGAAUCAUUUCGAUGAAAUUGAUCAACGUUAUCUUGAACAAUUGGUUCUUUUACAAAUGAUUUAUCACAUCUUCACCUUCGGUUUGCUUACUCUACCGGUGCUUCUAACAGAACCUAUUAUUGCUAAUUCGUACGGACCAGUUUCACCACCAUCAUAUAAUUAUUAUGCAUAUCAACCAUCUCAACAGCAACAACAACAACAACAACAGCCACAAACACCUUCACCUUAUUUGAAUAAGCGGAAUCCGAAUAAUGAUCCUUACUCAAACUCUCAACAGUCAUAUUCAUCCAUAGCAACAACUUAUGGUUCUGCUGGUUCGAAGACAUCAGCAUCCAAGCAGUGUAAAUUACAUAUCAAUUGUCCAAAUGCAAGAAAUCGAGUGACACUUGAUAUUCAAGGACCGGCAGGCCCGCCUGGUCCACCAGGAAAACAAGGCAUGCAAGGACCAAGUGGUCCGCCCGGAUUGCCCGGCCCACCAGGCCGUGACGGUCACUCGAAUAUCAAGUCUGCUUUUUUUGUCGCAUUGAAUAACACCUACUCUUUGCAAGCAGAUUCGUCUAUAAUCGUUUGGGAUGAUAUUUUACUAAACAAGAAUUAUCAUUUAAAUAGAACAACAGGUAUCUACUAUGCCCCAAUCAACGGUCUCUAUGAAUUUAGUUUAACUGUUUGUGUGCCGGCAAAUCAUAUCGCAUCUGUCUCUCUAUGUAAAAAUACGGAAAAUGUUGUUCCGCUAUGGGUCGAGGGUUAUUUAACAGCUGUUAAGAAUCAGAAAGUACCCGUUUGGAAUACGGCGUCGACAACUGUGGUUUUAUUUUUGAAUCGAGGCGAUCGAAUAUACAUUCGUGCCCAAUCCCGUAAUGAUGCUGACUAUAAUUUCAAAACAUCCCUAUAUGGUUGGCGAUAUACUACAUUUGGUGGAUUUCUAAUUCACGAAGACAAUUAA